CUCUCCCCACGCCACAGAUCUCUCCCUCUCGUCCCCACUCUCCCUUGCUCUCCACACCACCAUGGCGGAGGACGCCCCCACCGCCGGCGCCGAGGGCACCCACCCCGCGCCCACCGAGGCCACCGCGGACUCCGCCGCCCCUCCCCCACCCGCCGACAAGGCCUCCGCGGAGGCGCUGCUCCCGUCGCUCAGCAUCUGGCCGCCGUCGCAGCGCACGCGCGACGCCGUCGUGCGCCGGGUCGUGCAGACCCUGGCCGCGCCCAGCGUCCUCUCCCGGCGCUACGGCGCCCUCCCCGAGCCCGAGGCCGAGCGCGCCGCCGCCGCCGUCGAGGCCGAGGCCUUCGCCGCCGCCUCCGACUCCGCCACCGCCUCCCCGGCCUCCCUCGAGGACGGGAUUGAGGUCCUCCAGGCCUACUCCAAGGAGGUCAGCCGCCGCCUCCUCGACCUCGCCAAGGCCCGCGCCGCCGCCGCCGCUCCGGCGCCCCCCGCGGAGCUGAGCGCGGAAGAGUCCGAGGCCUCGUCGGCGACUGCUCCGGCCCCGGCCCCGGCGGAGGAGUAA
Messenger RNA from Lolium rigidum, 559 nucleotides. Its product is annotated as MFP1 attachment factor 1-like. The transcript has a single exon. Bases 62 to 559 code for a protein of 165 amino acids. Gene Ontology annotation, biological process: mitotic cell cycle; lateral root development. NCBI's taxonomy places the organism in Eukaryota, Viridiplantae, Streptophyta, Magnoliopsida, Poales, Poaceae. The record is from RefSeq and is a predicted model, not a curated record.